Molecule: messenger RNA, 1285 nt
Organism: Diceros bicornis minor
Lineage: Eukaryota; Metazoa; Chordata; Mammalia; Perissodactyla; Rhinocerotidae
Product: olfactory receptor 6B3-like
Exons: 1
Coding region: 1-939 (312 amino acids)
Biological process (GO): G protein-coupled receptor signaling pathway
Cellular component (GO): membrane
Molecular function (GO): olfactory receptor activity; G protein-coupled receptor activity
Source: RefSeq, a predicted model, not a curated record
AUGAGGGGAGAGAAUGUAACCAAACUCAGCACGUUCAUCCUGGUGGGCUUUCCCACAGCCCCCCAGCUGCAGUACGUUCUCUCCCUCCUCUUCCUGCUCACCUACCUCUUUGUCCUGGUGGAGAACUUGGCCGUCAUCUUCACUGUCAGGAGCAGCGCUUCCCUCCACAGGCCCAUGUACUACUUUCUGGGCAUUAUGGCAUCCCUGGAGAUCUGGUAUGUGUGUGACAUCAUCCCCAAGAUGCUGGACGGUUUCCUCCUGCAGCGGAAACGCAUCUCCUUCGUCAGGUGCAUGGCUCAGCUGUACUUCUUCAGCUCCCUGGUGUGCACCGAGUGUGUGCUCCUGGCCUCCAUGGCCUACGACCGCUACGUGGCUGUCUGCCACCCUCUGCGCUACCAUGUCAUCAUGACCACGGGGCUCUGCGUCCAGCUGGUGGUCUUCUCCUUUGUGAGUGGCUUCUCCAUCUCUGUGAUCAAAGUCUACUUUAUCUCCAGCGCCACGUUCUGUGGCUCCAAUGUCCUGAACCACUUCUUCUGUGACAUUUCCCCCAUCCUCAAACUGGCCUGCACAGACUUCUCGACCGCAGAGCUGGUCGACUUCAUCCUGGCCUUCAUCAUCCUGGUGUUCCCACUCAUGGCCACCAUGCUGUCCUAUGGACACAUCGCCUUGGCUGUCCUGCACAUCCCCUCGGCCACUGGCCGUUGGAAAGCCUUCUUCACCUGUGCCUCCCUCCUCACUGUGGUCACCAUCGUCUAUACGGCCUUGCUUUUCAUGUAUGUCCGGCCCCAGGCCAUUGACACACGAAGCUCCAACAAGCUCAUCUCUGCUAUUUACACUGUCCUCACCCCAAUCUUGAAUCCAUUGAUCUACUGUCUGAGGAACAAAGAAUUUAAGGAUGCUUUAAGAAAGACUCUGGGCUUUAGUCAAGCUCCACUAUAAGAACCACGCCUUGGCAUUCCACUCUUCUAGAACAUUAUCUGAGAAUACUUAUCCUCUCUGAUGAGGCCAUUUAAUUUAUAAGAAUGGAAAUUCCUUCCAUGAUUAUAGUGCUUCAUGUAUUUUAAAAACUACUUCCACAUCUAUUUUUCCCCUUCAGCUCACAGAGGUUAAUAUCAUGGGUGUUGGUGAUGUAAUGCCACUAUUUUCUUCAUUUUAUAUCUGAGCAAAGUGGAACUUGGUGACCUUUCCUCAUGUUUAGAAUUACCCUGCACAUAUCAGGCAAUAGAAAAACAUACCAGGUCAUCUGAGGUUUUAAAGUCCUGAAUAAAUUGCAAUGUUUUAAAGA